This is a messenger RNA of Ailuropoda melanoleuca (giant panda), 4727 nucleotides long. It is a transcript of the gene TNK2, whose product is annotated as tyrosine kinase non receptor 2. Gene Ontology annotation, molecular function: protein serine/threonine/tyrosine kinase activity; ATP binding; protein tyrosine kinase activity. Gene Ontology annotation, biological process: signal transduction; regulation of keratinocyte differentiation; negative regulation of epidermal growth factor receptor signaling pathway. NCBI's taxonomy places the organism in Eukaryota, Metazoa, Chordata, Mammalia, Carnivora, Ursidae. The coding region runs from base 739 to 3912 and encodes 1057 amino acids. The transcript is spliced from 16 exons. The record is from RefSeq and is a predicted model, not a curated record.
GGCUCGGCGGGCUGGCCUGUGGUGCAGGAGGAGGGGCUGGGGCCCCGCAAGCAGCACCAGGAGAAGGGGGGAGGCAGCCCCGCAGUGCAGGAGCGUGGGGAGGCCCGCGCCGGGGUGCAGGAGCAGGGGGAGGGGAGCCCACGCCGCCUGCUGCAGCAGCCCGAGCCUUUCUCCGAGUUCGGGGACCGCUCCUGGGAGCGCGGGGAGGGGCUCGAAAGUUCCGGGGAGCAGGGAGGGCAGUACUGGGAGAGCUGCGGGCACCUCAGGCGGGAGGCGGUGGUCCUGGGAGCGGCCCCGGCACGCCGGGAGAGACUUGAGCUAGUGGGGAGAGCCCGGCCUGUGGGGCCCCGGGGGCCUGAGGGGGAGGGGCGCCUGGGGGUGCAGGAAGCAAAUUGGCUUCCUGGGGUGCAGGAAGGACAGGUGGUGCGGGCUGUGCAGGAGACAUACCUAGACGAGAAGGGGUCCCAGGAGGGAGAGGGGCCCCCUGAGGGGCACAGGAUCCGGAGGCGCCGGCGGAGGAGGAGGUGGUAACCGACAGGCCGGCUGCCCGGCGCGAGGAUAGCUCCAGGGCCGAGGUGAGCGCGAGAUGUAGGGGCUUGGGGAUUGGAGUGUUGGAAGCCACUGCCCGAGAGCAGGCAGUGUGUCCUGCUGGAUCCUCUUCUGCCACCUCAGCCCGGACCUCAUCGAAACUGUCUGCAGGGAGGCAGCAGAAGGCAGCAGAGGCUGGGGAGCAGCAGCAUGCAGCCGGAGGAGGGCACGGGCUGGCUGCUGGAGCUGCUGUCCGAGGUGCAGCUGCAACAGUACUUCCUGCGGCUCCGGGAUGACCUCAACGUUACCCGCCUGUCCCACUUUGAGUAUGUCAAGAAUGAGGACCUGGAGAAGAUUGGCAUGGGCCGGCCUGGCCAGCGGCGGUUGUGGGAGGCUGUGAAGAGGAGAAAGGCCAUGUGCAAACGCAAGUCUUGGAUGAGCAAGGUGUUCAGUGGAAAGCGACUGGAGGCUGAGUUCCCCCCUCAUCACUCUCAGAGCACCUUCCGGAAGACGUCACCCACCCCAGGGGGCCCGGCAGGGGAAGGGCCUCUGCAGAGCCUCACCUGCCUCAUUGGGGAGAAGGACCUGCAUCUAUUCGAGAAGCUAGGAGAUGGCUCCUUUGGCGUGGUGCGCAGGGGCGAGUGGGAUGCCCCUUCGGGGAAGACGGUGAGUGUGGCUGUGAAGUGCCUGAAGCCUGAUGUGCUGAGCCAGCCGGAGGCCAUGGACGACUUCAUCCGGGAAGUUAACGCCAUGCACUCGCUUGACCAUCGCAACCUCAUUCGCCUGUACGGUGUGGUGCUCACGCCGCCCAUGAAGAUGGUGACAGAGCUGGCGCCGCUCGGAUCGCUGCUGGAUCGGCUGCGCAAGCACCAGGGCCACUUCCUCCUGGGCACCCUGAGCCGCUAUGCUGUGCAGGUAGCAGAGGGCAUGGGCUACCUGGAGUCUAAGCGCUUCAUUCACCGUGACCUGGCUGCCCGAAAUCUGCUGUUGGCCGCCCGAGACCUGGUCAAGAUCGGGGACUUCGGGUUGAUGCGUGCACUUCCCCAGAAUGACGACCACUAUGUCAUGCAAGAGCAUCGCAAGGUGCCCUUUGCCUGGUGUGCUCCUGAGAGCCUGAAGACACGCACCUUCUCCCAUGCCAGUGACACCUGGAUGUUUGGGGUCACACUGUGGGAGAUGUUCACCUAUGGCCAGGAGCCCUGGAUUGGCCUCAAUGGCAGUCAGAUUCUGCAUAAGAUUGACAAGGAGGGAGAGCGUCUGCCACGGCCUGAGGACUGCCCCCAGGAUAUCUACAACGUCAUGGUUCAGUGCUGGGCCCACAAGCCAGAGGACAGACCCACCUUUGUGGCCCUGCGGGACUUCCUGCUGGAGGCCCAGCCCACGGACAUGCGGGCCCUUCAGGACUUUGAGGAACCAGACAAGCUGCACAUCCAGAUGAACGAUGUCAUCACCGUCAUUGAGGGAAGGGCUGAGAAUUACUGGUGGCGUGGGCAGAACACACGGACGCUGUGUGUGGGGCCCUUCCCGCGCAACGUGGUGACCUCCGUGGCUGGCCUGUCGGCCCAGGACAUCAGUCAACCCCUGCAGAAUAGCUUCAUCCACACGGGACAUGGCGACAGUGACCCCCGCCACUGCUGGGGCUUCCCCGACAAGAUCGACGAACUGUACCUGGGAAACCCCAUGGACCCUCCUGACCUGCUGAGCGUGGAACUGAGCACCUCCCGACCCACCCAGCAUCUAGGAAGGGUGAAAAGGGAGCCUCCACCUCGCCCACCUCAGCCUGCCAUCUUCACUCAGAAGCCAACCUAUGACCCCGUGAGUGAGGACCAGGACCCCCUGUCCAGCGACUUCAAGAGGCUGGGCCUCCGGAAACCAGCCCUGACCCGUGGGCUGUGGCUAGCGAAGCCCUCGGCUCGGGUCCCGGGCACCAAGGCGGGUCGCGGUGGUGGGGGCGAGGUCACACUCAUUGACUUUGGCGAGGAGCCUGUCGUCCCCGCCCCGCGACCCUGCGCGCUCUCGCUGGCGCAGCUGGCCAUGGACGCCUGCUCCUUACUGGACAAGACCCCGCCACAGAGCCCCACGCGGGCCCUGCCCCGGCCCCUGCACCCCACGCCUGUGGUGGACUGGGACGCGCGCCCACUGCCCCCGCCUCCUGCCUACGACGAUGUGGCCCAGGAUGAGGAUGACUUUGAGGUCUGCUCCAUCAACAGCACCCUGGUGGGUGCAGGGGUCUGUGCUGGGCCCAGCCAGGGUGAAACCAACUACGCCUUUGUGCCUGAGCAGGCGCAGUUGCUCCCUCCCCUGGAGGACAAUCUGUUCCUCCCACCCCAGGGUGGGAGCAAGCCGCCCAGCUUGGCCCAGACGGCAGAGAUCUUCCAGGCGCUGCAGCAGGAGUGCAUGCGGCAGCUGCAGGUCCCGGCGGGCUCCCUGGGCCCUUCUCCCGGCCCGGCCCCAGCGGGUGAGGACAAGCCCCAGGUGCCCCCCCGCGUGCCCAUUCCCCCGAGGCCCACUCGCCCACGUGGCGAGCUGUCGCCGGCCUCCUCAGGUGAGGAGGAGAUGGGGCGGUGGCCCGGACCGGCCUCCCCUCCCCGGGUGCCUCCCCGGGAGCCCCUGUCCCCUCAAGGCUCAAGGACCCCUAGCCCCCUGGUACCGCCCGGAAGCUCCCCGCUGCCGCCCCGGCUCUCCAGCUCACCGGGCAAGACCAUGCCCACCACCCAAAGCUUUGCCUCAGACCCCAAGUAUGCCACACCCCAAGUGAUUCAGGCGCCUGGCCCGCGGGCUGGUCCCUGCAUCCUGCCCAUUGUCCGCGACGGCAAGAAGGUCAGCAGCACCCACUAUUACCUGCUGCCUGAGCGCCCACCCUACCUGGAGCGCUAUCAGCGCUUCCUGCGUGAGGCGCAGAGCCCCGAAGAGCCGGCCCCCCUGCCUGGGCCCCUGCUGCUGCCCCCGCCCAGCACCCCAGCCCCUGCCGCCCCCACGGCCACUGUUCGACCGAUGCCCCAGGCUGCCCCAGACCCCAAGGCCAACUUCUCCACCAACAACAGUAACCCAGGGGCCCGGCCACCAGCCCUGAGGGCCACGGCGCGGCUGCCACAGAGGGGCUGCCCUGGGGACGGGCCAGAGGCUGGACGGCCGGCAGACAAGAUCCAGAUGCUGCAGGCCAUGGUGCAUGGGGUGACCACAGAGGAGUGCCAGGCAGCCCUGCAGAGCCACAGCUGGAGCGUGCAGAGGGCUGCCCAGUAUCUGAAGGUGGAGCAGCUCUUCGGGUUGGGCCUGCGGCCGCGAAGCGAGUGCCACAAAGUGCUGGAGCUGUGCGACUGGAACCUGGAGCAAGCCGGCUGCCACCUUCUGGGCUCCUGUGGCCCGGCCCACCACAAGCGCUGAGAUGUCCAGAGAGCCAGAGGGUCUGCCCUGAAGGAAUCACUUGAGCCUGUCCAUCUCACAGGGGUGGGGAGAGACCCCGCUCGGGCCUGGAGGACCUGCUGCCACUUGCUGCUCCUAGUGGCGGAGCCAGGCCAAGGCAGUAGGAGACCGGGAGCCCCGCCUUGCCGUCCCUCCCUCACCCAGUGCUGUCCCGCAACUUUGGAUCAGCCCUUGGUACCCUCAGCCAAGGGGCAGGAAGAAGCCCUGUGAAGGCAGGCCUGGUGGCGGCCUCAGCAGGCCCUGCAGCUGACCUGCCUCUGGCUCCAGCCCCCGGUGUGGGGCCUGUGGCCGGAGCGUGUCCCCAGGCUCUGCCCACGGGGAAGCCAGGCUUGACCCGUGCAGGGAGGAUGUGUUGGCUACACAGAAGGGCGGACCAGCACCCAGCAGGCCCUCCCUGGGGCAGGGCCCUUCUCCAGGGAUCCCCCUGGUGGGCAGUUGGGGUGUCGGAGAGAAUGUGACUUGUGGCCUCGCCAUGGAUACGUUAUGGGACUUGGCUGGUCUUAGGAUCUUGUGCCUGGAAAUAGCCCUAAGUGGCUCAGGAAGCAGAGCAAGGGUGCCAGAUUGUUCUCUGGCAGGGACCAGGGCCCAAGGCCCCAGGGUUGGAAGGAGACCAAGGGGGCAGCUGCCCUGGAGGGACACCAGAGCUUCCUCUUUGACCCAGCUCCUCCCCUGUGCUGUUCCAUGUUUUCCUGCCAACGUCUGCCGCCAAAGUUGCUGCCCCAGCUGUGGAUCCCUGCUUCUUCCAGAGAAAUAAAGCUAGUUUCUAUUUUACGUUA